Molecule: messenger RNA, 3655 nt
Organism: Rotaria socialis
Lineage: Eukaryota; Metazoa; Rotifera; Eurotatoria; Philodinida; Philodinidae
Source: the annotation of a GenBank genome assembly
UGUCAUCUUAGCUAGGGGUCUUGUGACCGAAACUUUUUUUUUAAAUCAAAACUAAAAAAGUUAUCGCAAUUAUUCUAAGGCACACUAUUUUUCAUUUUACACUUACCCCCACUUACUCUAUCUUGUUCUUUAUCAUCCAUCGGACGGCAUCGGACGGCAUCGGACAACAACUCGAACCGAUUCAUCUUUUCCUCCUUUACUUGAUGCAGUUGAUGGCCGAGGCUAGAAAAUUAAUAAUAAUUAAAAGCGAAGAUUAAAAUAUCUUUACCAUUGUUGAAAGCACAAAUAACGCAGCUAUUCUUCCGUGCGUAACUACAGCUUCUCGAGUAACUAAGCAUUUUCUAUUGGUUCAAAUAUCAACCAAUGAAAAAUCAAAUUAGUGAAAACACAUUAAGAUUGAAAAAUAUAAAUGAAAUGAUUAUUUGAAAUUUCAUUACGAUUUUCAAUUGAUAAUUUAUUAAAUAGUUAAUUAGAAGCCAAUCGAAAUAAUUGAAUGAGUCAUUAGUCAAGUCGGAGAAAUUUUUAUUUAUUUUUAUUUCAUCAUAUUUUGUGACGAAAAACUGAUGCAAUAGACAAUCAAUCACUAUUUAAAGACUAAUGAAUUUUCUUUUUGUUAUAUUUUAUUUUAUUUUCCUAGAUGGCAACAAGUGGUUCUAACCACCCGAAUGAUGAAAAUUCAAAAUCUGAUGACGGUGAAAAACAGCAACAAGUUGUUGAAGGUGAUGGUCCACCAAAAACAGCUAAACAAUUAGCAAAAGAUGCAGUGAAAGCGGAGAAAAUGCGAAAAUUCGAAGAAAAACAAAGGGCUAAAGCCGAAGCUGAAGAAAAGAAAAAAGCAAGUAGUGUUGGUGCACCGAAAAAAGAACCUGCACGUGACAUUACCGAAUAUACAGCUCCUACAGCAGAAGGCGAGAAAAAAGAUCUUCAUUGUGAAUUACCAAAAUCUUAUAGUCCAAAAUAUGUCAAAGCAAGGUGGUAUACUUGGUGGGAAAAAGAAGGUUUUUUUCGACCGGAAUAUUACGAUGAGAAUCCACCGUCGAAUGCUUCAACACCACGAAAAUCAUUUACUAUAGUUAUUCCACCACCAAAUGUCACUGGUUAUCUUCAUUUAGGUCAUGCUAUUAUGUGUACACUUGAAGAUACACUUGCACGAUGGCAUCGUAUGUGUGGUGAAACUGUUCUAUGGGUUCCCGGAUGUGAUCAUGCUGGUAUUGCAACACAAGUUAUUGUUGAAAAAAAACUAAUGCGUGAACAAAAGUUAUCAAGACAUGAUUUAGGACGAGAAAAGUUUUUAGAUGAAAUUUGGAAAUGGAAAAAUGAAAAAGGUGAUCACAUCUAUGAACAGAUUAAAGCAUUAGGUUCCUCAUGCGAUUGGUCACGUAAAGUAUUCACCAUGGAUAAAGGCAUGUCAUAUGCUGUUGAAGAAGCAUUUAUUCGUCUUCAUGAGAAGAAAUUAAUUUAUCGUUCAACACGAUUAGUUAAUUGGUCGUGUACACUUAAAUCGGCUAUUUCGGAUAUUGAAGUCGACAAGACUGAAUUAAAAGGUCGAACAUUAAUUAGUGUCCCCGGUUAUGACCAACCGGUUGAAUUUGGUGUCUUAAUCUACUUCGCAUAUCCGGUUGAAAAUUCCAAAGAAGAAAUCAUUGUUGCAACAACUCGUCUUGAAACCAUGCUUGGUGAUACAGCCAUUGUUGUUCAUCCCGAUGAUGAACGUUAUAAACAUUUAUAUGGUAAAUUUGUUCAACAUCCAUUUCUUCCUCGUCGUUUACCGAUUCUUACUGAUACCAUGGUUGAUCCAGCAUUCGGUUCUGGUGCAGUUAAAAUAACACCAGCCCAUGAUCAAAAUGAUUUCGAUUGUGGACGUCGUCUUUCAUUACCAUUUAUCACAUGUAUUAAUGGUGAUGGAUUAAUGACAUCAGAAUGUGGUCCGUAUGCUGGCAAGCCACGUUUUCAAGUUCGUCGUGAACUUUUAGUUGAUUUAAAAGAACGUGGUCUUUAUCGUGAUUCGAAAGAAAAUGAAAUGGUUUUACCAAUAUGUAGUCGAAGUAAAGAUAUUAUCGAACCAUUACUUAAACCACAAUGGUAUGUCAAUUGUAAAACGAUGGCAGAACGUUCAAUUGAGGCUGUACGAUCGAAAGAAUUAAAAAUUUUACCAACGAUUUUCGAACCUGCUUGGUAUCGAUGGUUAGAAGAUAUACGUGAUUGGUGUAUUUCACGGCAGUUAUGGUGGGGUCAUCGUAUACCAUCGUAUUUUGUUAGUUCAGAUGAUAUUCCGGUUGGUAAUGAUACGGAUGAUAAAUAUUGGAUUAGUGCUCAUACAUCUGAGGAAGCACUUGAUAAAGCAGCUGAACGAUUUAAUAUACCAAAAGAAAAAAUUCAAUUACGACAAGAUGAAGAUGUACUUGAUACAUGGUUUUCAUCUGGUCUUUUUCCAUUUUCAUCAUUUGGUUGGCCAUUGGAAACUGAUGAUUUAAAACGAUUUUUCCCGACAAAAUUACUUGAAACUGGCCAUGAUAUUCUUUUCUUUUGGGUCGCUCGCAUGGUUAUGUUAUCAUUAGAAUUAACUGAUCAAUUACCAUUUACAGAAGUCUAUUUGCAUGCUAUUAUUCGUGAUGCUCAUGGACGUAAAAUGUCAAAAAUGUUAGGCAAUGUUAUCGAUCCCCUUGAUGUUAUGCAUGGUGUUUCACUUGAAAGUCUUCAAGCACAAUUAAAAACUUCUAAUCUUGAUCCAAAAGAAUAUGAACGUGCACGACUAGGUCAACAGAAUGAUUAUCCAAAUGGUAUUCCUGAAUGUGGUACAGAUGCCUUACGUUUUGCUCUUUGUGCUUAUGCUAAUCAAGGUCGAGAUAUCAAUUUGGAUGUAUUACGUAUUGAAGGCUAUCGACGUUUUUGCAAUAAACUCUGGAAUGCAAUCAGAUUUGCAAUGUCGAAAAAUCUAGAUAUUAACGAUCCAAAUUGUUUUCAACCACCAGCUGAAUUUAAACUUACCGGUGCAGAAACAGCAUGUGACUUAUGGAUAUUAAGUCGAUUAAGUUAUACUAUUGAACAAUGUGAAACAGGCUUUACUAAUUAUCUAUUUCCUCAAGUGACAACAGCUAUUUACAGUUUUUGGCUUUAUGAUCUAUGUGAUGUUUACAUUGAAUAUGUUAAAAAAGAUUUAUAUGCAAAAGAACCAGAUGCGAAACGACAAGAACUUAUUAAACUUAUUUUAUAUACAUGUUUAAAUAAUGGUUUGAGAUUGUUGGCACCUAUUAUGCCAUACAUUUCGGAAGAACUCUAUCAACGUUUACCAAAACCAAAUAAUGGACAAAACUCGCCACAGAGUCUUUGUGUUACACCUUAUCCACAAUCAAGUCAAUUCCAGCAAUAUCGUAAUGAAAAAAUUGAAGCAAAUGUUACAAAUAUUUAUGAAUCAAUUAAUAAAAUUCGUUCGUACCGUGCAGCUAACAAGAUUGUUUCCAAGGAAAAAAAUAAUCUCUACGUUCGAGCUUCAUCGCCAAUAUCACCACUCUUUACUUUAUAUGCUGAUCUGAUUCAACCACUUGCUAAUAUCGAUCGUAUUGAAAUACUCACAAGUGAACCAACUGGUGAUCAUAAUGCAUAUAUAAAUAUUGCAACAACAACCGAUUAUUCGUUAUAUUUUGAAUCGAAAUGA